Messenger RNA from Odocoileus virginianus texanus, 835 nucleotides. The record is from RefSeq and is a predicted model, not a curated record. NCBI's taxonomy places the organism in Eukaryota, Metazoa, Chordata, Mammalia, Artiodactyla, Cervidae.
GGCACCCGGAUCAACUGUUCCGCAACCCGACUCGGCCACCCCGCCCCGCUCCUGCCCCAGGUCUUAUAAGCCUGUCCUGCUUCGAGCCUCCAAACUGCCCGCUGCCAGCCCCGGCCAGGCGCCCCCUGCAGCAUGAUCUGGAACACUAAUCUCCGCUGGCGGCUGCCGGUCGUCUGCCUGCUCCUGGAGGUGGUCAUGAUAGCCCUCUUCGGCGUGUUCGUGCGCUACGACAUGGAUGCCGAUCCCCACUGGGUGGAGGAGAAGGCGAUCAAGAACUUGACCACUGACUUGGAAAACGAAUUCUACUAUCGCUACCCGAGCUUCCAGGACGUGCACGUGAUGAUCUUCGUGGGCUUCGGGUUCCUCAUGACCUUCCUGCAGCGCUACGGCUACAGCUCCGUGGGCUUCAACUUUCUGCUGGCGGCCUUCGGCAUCCAGUGGGCGCUGCUCAUGCAGGGCUGGCUUCAUUCCUUCGACGGAAGCUACAUUCUGGUGAACGUGGAGAACCUCAUCAAUGCGGACUUCUGCGUGGGCUCUGUCUGUGUGGCCUUUGGGGCAGUUCUGGGCAAAGUCAGCCCUGUCCAGCUCCUCAUCAUGACUCUCUUGCAAGUGACCCUCUUCUCAGUGAAUGAGUACAUUCUUCUCAACCUGUUAGAGGUGAGCAGAGCUCAGAACAGGGAUGGCGGUGGAAGGGGCACUUGGGGGGACAGGAAGGUGACAGAGAAAGAAAGGACUGGGGAGACAAGCCAGCUGGAUUCAAUUCAAGUUUGACCAGUCACUUAAUCUUCUGAGUCUCAGUUUCCCCAGCUGUAAAGCAGGAGAAAUGACAUAUAUU